Dermochelys coriacea (leatherback sea turtle) is the source of this 7082-nucleotide messenger RNA. It is a transcript of the gene MAP3K12, whose product is annotated as mitogen-activated protein kinase kinase kinase 12. Gene Ontology annotation, biological process: JNK cascade; protein autophosphorylation. The record is from RefSeq and is a predicted model, not a curated record. Gene Ontology annotation, molecular function: ATP binding; JUN kinase kinase kinase activity. NCBI's taxonomy places the organism in Eukaryota, Metazoa, Chordata, Testudines, Dermochelyidae.
CAGAGCCCAGCCGGGGCUGGCACGGAGCGCGCUGGGGAUGCUGCUGCCGCUGGCCGGGGCGCGCUGCAAUUAGCCAGCUGGGCACCGGCCUGGCCAGGAGCCGGCUGGGGGAGCCCGGCCCAGGCCGGCCGCUUUGUUGCUGCUGCUGCCGGAUUUUCGGGGUGGAAGGAAAAAUUCAGGAGGGAGCCUCCCCCGAUCAGGAUUGAGAGGCCCCGUCUCCUCCAGGCCCUGCUGGGGACGCCCAUUGACUGCCAGCCCAAGGGGCGUGGGGGGCUGCUGAUGCCCAGAGCCUGCCAUGGCCUGCCUCCACGAUACCCGGACCCCCUCCCCAUCCUUCGCCAGCUUCAACACCAUCCUGACGGAGAGCUCCCUCCGUAAGCUGGACCCCGACACCUCGGACUGCACCCCCGAGAAGGAUCUGACGCCCACGCAGUGUGUGCUGCGUGACGUGGUGCCCAUCGACGGGGGCGGCCACAGCCCCACGCCCAGCGAGGAGACGCGCGACCAGUUCGCCAACAGCGUCCUGCAGCUGCAUGAGAAUGAAGCCGGGGGCGGGGGAGCCGGAGCGGGGGCUGGGAAUCCCGAGGUGCGGCACACUCGGUACCAUGCCGACCAGGUCCGGCUCCACUGCCAGACGGGCAGCGGCUUCCUGGAAGGGCUUUUCGGCUGCCUCAGGCCCGUCUGGAGCAUGAUUGGCAAAGCCUACUCCACCGAGCACAAGCACCAGCAGGAAGACACGUGGGAGGUGCCGUUCGAGGAGAUCCUGGACCUGCAGUGGGUGGGCAGCGGGGCGCAGGGUGCUGUCUUCCUGGGGCGCUUCCACGGCGAGGAGGUGGCAGUGAAGAAGGUGCGAGACCUCAAGGAGACGGACAUCAAACACCUGCGCAAGCUCAAACACCCCAACAUCAUCACCUUCAAGGGUGUCUGCACCCAGGCUCCUUGCUACUGCAUCAUCAUGGAGUUCUGUGCCCAGGGGCAGCUGUAUGAGGUGCUGCGAGCCGGGCGCAAGGUCACCCCCUCCCUACUGGUCGACUGGUCCAUGGGCAUCGCAGGCGGCAUGAACUACCUGCACCUGCACAAGAUCAUCCACCGCGACCUCAAGUCGCCCAACAUGCUGAUCACCUACGAUGAUGUGGUGAAGAUCUCGGACUUCGGCACCUCCAAGGAGCUGAGUGACAAGAGCACCAAGAUGUCCUUCGCCGGCACUGUGGCCUGGAUGGCCCCCGAGGUCAUUCGCAACGAGCCUGUCUCUGAGAAGGUCGACAUCUGGUCCUUCGGGGUGGUGCUGUGGGAGCUGCUGACAGGCGAGAUCCCCUACAAGGACGUGGACUCCUCGGCCAUCAUCUGGGGCGUGGGCAGCAACAGCCUGCACCUGCCCGUGCCCUCCGGCUGCCCCGAUGGCUUCAAGAUCCUACUGCGCCAGUGCUGGAACAGCAAACCCCGCAACCGGCCAUCCUUCCGCCAGAUCCUGCUGCACCUGGACAUCGCCUCAGCCGACGUGCUCUCCACGCCCCAGGAGACCUACUUCAAAUCCCAGGCCGAGUGGCGCGAGGAGGUGAAGCUGCACUUUGAGAAGAUCAAGUCGGAGGGGACGUGUCUGCACCGGCUGGAGGAGGAGCUGAUCAACCGGCGCCGUGAUGAACUCCGGCAUGCGCUGGACAUCCGGGAGCACUACGAGCGCAAGCUGGAGCGAGCCAACAACCUGUACAUGGAGCUCAACUCGCUCAUGCUGCAGCUGGAGCUGAAGGAGAAGGAGCUGCUCAGGCGGGAGCAGGCGCUGGAGAAGAAGUACCCAGGGCUGUUCAAGCCACAUGCAUCGCGCAGUCUCCUGCACGGCAACACGGUGGAGAAGCUCAUCAAGAAGAGGAACGUGCCCCAGAAGCUGUCGCCUCACAGCAAGCGGCCGGACAUCCUGAAGACGGAGGUGAUCCUGCCUAAACUGGACUCGGCCAUUGCCCAGGUGUCGAUACCCGCGUGCCAGAAGGGCCCCACCUCACCGGGCCGGAGCCGCCGGGCCAAGCCACGCUACCGCAAAGCCAGCACCAAGGGCAGCUGCGGGGAGCUGACAGGGCCCCGGGCCCCGGAACUGGCAGAUGUGGGGCAGCGGCUGGACACCUGUGUCGCCCUGCGGGGGCUGCAGCACGACUUGCUACGUCGGAUGUCCUCGUCCAGCCCCGACCUCAUCAACACCACCCUGGAGGCCGAGGCCAAGAAAGAGGGGGCCCCUGCCGGGCCCGAGUCACCCCCGGCCGAGCAGCCCCGCAGCGAGACCCCCAGCGAGGACACGGCCUCUGUGCCCUUCUCCAGCAGCCCCGACUCGCCCUCCUCCAAGCAGGGGGCCGGGGCUGGCGGACAAGAGCCACCGGUUGUUGGGCCUAGCCCAGAGGCUACAGCCGGGCGAGGAGCCUGUGGGGUGCCCCAGCAGCAUCUGACACCCGCAGCACUUCUCUACCGAGCGGCCGUGACCCGAAGCCAGAAGCGAGGGGUCUCGUCCGAGGAGGAGGAGGGAGAAGUGGAUAGCGAGGUGGAGCUGCCACUGAGGCAGAGAUGGCCCCAGGGGCUGAGCAAGCGCCAGUCGCUGUCCACCUUCAGCUCGGAGAACUUCUCGGACGGGGACGGAGAGGAGGGGAACACGAGCGACGCGUCACCCAGCGGCACCAACACGGGGGAGCGCUCCGACGACAUGCUCUCGCAGAGCUCCGAGAUCCCGCUCGACGCCCUGGCCCACUCCGACGGCCUGUCCGAGAAGGAGGCUGCUGUCCAGCAAGUCAAGAGCCAGCUCAGCGCUGAGCAGAACACCGCUGAGAACCCCUCCGUGAAGGAGGACUCAGACUGUGACAGCACCAAACUGGACCACUCGGGCAGUGGAGACACACACAGACAGCCGGCCGCCCCCAGCUCGUGAUGGCCCGGCCCACCCCCCCCCCACGAGGUUGUACAGACCCCCAGAUAUUUAUAUAAAUAAUCUAUAAAUCUCUAUAUAAAGCUAUAUAAUGUAUAAUCUACCCAGAGGCAGCGCCGGAGCCAGCCGGAGCGGCCCAUGCACUGAAUUCACCUCGGUCUUGAUGGACAGACUGAGGGUGGAGUUGGGGGGACAAAUCUCUCGGGUGCUUGGGGGUUAGCCUUGUACAGCUGGAGACCAAGAAAUGCCCCAUGGUGUCGGACUCCUGGCCAGAAGGGCCCCACGGCACUCGCACCAGCUCAGAGCAGAACUGGCCCAUGACCGGCAGUGUCUGGGAAAAGGACCGUGAUGCACUGGGGCAGCAGCUGGGAUGCAGGGAAGAUAAUCCCCCCUAAACGAUCUGCAAAGCUCAACCCAAGAGUGGAGAGAUGUGGUGCUAUCCCGGCGCUGAUCCUGUUGGCGGGCUGGGUCUGGCCGUGAGUGCGACAGGAGCUGGAGAGGAUGGGCAGGCAGCGUGGUGCCCUGCGGGCGGAGGUGUGCGGGUUGCUACAUCGCAGAGAUCGCGUGGAAGCUCCUUCGAGAACAGUCAAAGCCCAGCGGAGCAACCAACCACCCCCAACAUCUGCCCAGGGCAGCAACGCACCAGGCUGGGGCAGAAUCUUGAGCCGACCUGCCCUCGGCAGAACCGCAAUCCCAGCCACCCCUGGCUCCUGCUCCCAGGCAGACCCUAGAUCCAAACCUCCUGCUCCACGCCAGCCACCCCCUUCCCCAGCUCAGCACCAAGCAAGUCUGCCCCCACCCCAGGCUGCAGUGGUGCUGCCGGCUUUCCGGCCAAGGGAGGAUGGGGUGGCUGCGCUGCCUCCUGCUGGUACCCACAUGCACUGCACUUUUUGUUGGUGUUAAUUUAUUUUAAACAAAUGUUUACAUUUGCACUUGUGUCCUGGUUGGAACGGGGGGGGGGCGUGGAGCUUGGGGGUGGGACUUAAAGGGUGGGCUCUGUGGGGCUGCUGAUGCCUCUGAGCCCCUGUUGUGUUGGGGGGGCAGCCCCUCUUCCCCCAUUUAUGUAGAUGCAUCCCUCCCACUGGGCUGUUUCUCAGGUGAAAGUUCCCCCACCCCAGCAUCCCUUUCCUCCUGGGACUGUUUGUCCUCGCUGCUGAGUGUUUGGGCCCCUUGGGUGGCCCCCGCAGUGCGGCUGUGGGGAGCAAUGAGGCUGGCUAGGUAGGGGCAAGCCCAGCAUCUGAUUGGUGUGGGCUGGCCCCCCCCAAAACCCCAGUGCUCCAUGCGAAUGACCAGAGCCGGGUUUGUGCGUGAUCAGCAUCCAAACAGCUCAAUGGGCUACCCGCUGUCAUGCUGGCAGAGACGGUUGGCCCUGUCAGAAACCCAGCUGCAGAUCCCAAGUCCCUGUGCCUCCCCCCAGCCAGAGGGAGUCCUUCCAUGGCCCUGGGGGGAAGGGUGCACUGUCCCCGCCCCCAACCUGGGGCAGAGCGCUGGCAAUCCAUGGUAGCAGGAAAUGGGAGUGAGGUUUCUUAUAGCUCCUGCCCACCAGCCCUGAGCUUCCUGCCUGUUUGUUAGCCUUGCUUGAUGGGGCAUGUUUCAGCGGGCACCUCCUGGGGUUUCUCAUAAUAGCAUUACAUAGGGAAACCAAUGGGGAGAGCCCCACACACCAUCAGUCAAAGCUCCCAGGUUCCCUGGGGAGCCCCUGGCUGGCCUAGGGUCCCAGCAAGGGGGCAGGUGGUGGGGUGGGCUAACUGACCCCCAAUCCCAUGUAGCACAUACACCAGCACUGGACUAACCUGCCCCACCCAUGCCUGCUCCCUGGCCAGCACAGAUGCCGCUCAGAUUGCGCCAGGCCAUGCGCUGUGGGUUGGGCUCCCCUGGUGCCCAGGCUCCAGGGGUAUUUUUCUAGCAGGGUGCUGCAGGGCCGAGUUCCCUGGCUGGUCAGGUUUGUGGCUAAGGCGGUGGCAGCCUGUAGGCAACCAGCCAUGGCUUCUCCCCGCAGGCAGGCCCAGUUGGCUAGCACAUGGAGUUUUGCUGCAGCAUGUUGCUUUCUAGCCCCAGGGAAGCUUCCCCUCCCCACCAAAAAAAUCCAUACGUGGCCCCUCUUGGACCCCAAAACAUAGGGUAGGCCCGUUGCCUCUCUUGUCUGCCCCUUGUGAGGGAAAGGAGCAUGUUUUGUGCUGGUCAUGGACCUGCCCCCCCAACUUCCCUGCCUCAGCAAGCUCACAUGCUAAUAAAGAGGCAGUUAAUCCCAGUGGUUAGAUCCCUUGCCUGGGACCCUGGAGGCCUUCUCUAGCUCAGCCACAGGCCUGCUACUGGAUGACCUCAGGCAAAUUGUUUCCCUUCCCCUGACUCAGUUUCCCCAUCUGUACAACGAGGCUCAUGAUAUGACCCUGCUUUGCAAAGACAAUAGCUGGGUAUUAACCCAACAAGGGGGCAGGAUGGGAAACAGCAGCCCAGCGAGGGGCCUUGCCCUGAAAACAUCACCCAACAGGUCAAGUGGUAGACUCAGGAGCAGCUUCUGGAGGCUGAUAGUGCUUAAGUAGCCCAUGCUGCCUCUCGGUUGUUUGUAGCAAUUCCUUUGGGGCCAGGCAGACCCCUGGGCGCCAGCAACCAAGACUCCCCAGAAGCCUGAGGGGCCAGGGGAGAAAUAGACCAUGGCCAAGAGGUAGCUCUGAGUGAAAUUUUUUGACCCAAACUCUUUUGGGGGGAUGGGACUGAAAAAAGCAGAUUCGGUGACACCCCCGCAGUUUGCCAAUUUAUGUUGGUGUCACCAACUUUGGUUCCCGCUUCAAAAAAAAAAAAAUCCAGAAAAUAAAACAGAACAUUUUGAUUUUUUUGUUUCAAAAUGACAUGUUGGUCCCAAAUCCUACCCCUGUCUAGCCCAGCCCCAGCAUGGUGCUUAUCCCUUUGGGUUCUCCCCAGGGGCCUGCUGCUGCUCCCCCCCAUACUUCAAAACAUCUGUUUCUGGCUCCUGUGCAUGCAUCAUGCUGCAGGACUGCAGCUGAGGGGUAGGACUGAGAGCCCUGCUGUACCUGGCCUAAAGGUGGUCAUCUGUCCAGUGGUUCUGCCCUGCCAGCAGAGGGAGCUGGGAAGGAAAAGGCUGGAGCCAGACUUGCUGACCCCACUCCUACAGGCACUUGCCUAUUCGCCAUGUGCCAAGAGGAUGGAGUGCUCCAUGGUCCAGCCCCAGGCAGCAUGGGCCGUGGGGUGGGUGGAGAGAGGAAGCCCCGUUCCUGCCAGCAGUGGGAAAGGACGGAACAGCAGGUGCACAUCACUGUCCUGGGCUCUCCAGAGCCAGGCAAUGGCCAGGCCUGGGCCACAGCCCGCAGAAGUCUUCCAGGUAGCCUGGGUACUAAGCAAACUCUGUCAGGCAAGAGCUAAGCUUUGCCAGGCGACAGCAGCACAUGGCUGUGCUCCUGGAGGACAGAAGGGUGGCAAGAACUGCACCCAGGCUGUUCCAGGCAUUGCCUCCAACAGCUGCAGCCAGGAGGUGGCCACUGGGGGACAGGCAGCCAGACCUGUAACCCAGUUACCACAUAGCUUGCUGUGCGCAAAGCUCUGUGUACAGCAGCUUUCUCGCAAGGGCAGUUUUCUAGCACUUGCAGGGGGGAGGGAGACAGGGGCACACAGAGCAGCUCCAGGAGGGAUACCACUUGGUGGAUUUUGAGAAAAUCCAGCUCUAUUUGAGAAGGUGUUGAAAGCUGCACCCUGCUAGUCCUAGUACAUUAGACCCCUGAGCACUGCAUGGGGAAGAUCUGAUGAGCCUGAAACCAACUGGACAUUUUAGUCUAUAGCCUCUUGCCUGCAGCUGUCAGAUGCAGCCCUCACCUAGACUUUGCUCCACAAAUCGCCAUUCAGGGCUGUGUCCCAGAGAGUUAAGUUCUUCCCUCCAGCCCACUGUCCUUAACACAAAUCUCUUCCUCCCCCCUGCCCCCAUUUCCCAGGGGAUGGGGAGGGGAGACAGCCAUGGGGAGCUCCCACCCUACCCCACUUUGAUCAUUCUUCCUGUGGAAGGCAAGUUCUCACUCCCUCAGGCGAAGCCAUACCUCGACCAGUUGGGAUACCUGUUCUCUACACCUCUGUGACAUACAUCAGUGUAAGAUAGCUCCUGGAUGUAGUCUGUCUGUACGGUUCUACCACUGCUAGAUGAGUAAUGACACCGAUUUCAAUUAAAGACCAU